AUGCACAGCAGCAAGCGAGGGGAUCGCUGUGCCAGUGUGCAGGAGUCAGGGCUCUGCAUCCGGGCUCAGCGCUGCAAAGUUCCCGUGUUUGGACAGACGGAGGGGCUGUCCCCGGGGCGCGCGGGGCUCGAACCAAAAGCAGAUAGAUUAGAAAAAUCGUUCUUUCUCUCGCUCUUUCUCUUUCUCUCCCUUUCCCGCUGUCGGGCACCCUUCUCUCGGGGUCCCUUGCCCGGCUUCCCUCUCCUCUCCCCGCCUCCCUCUCCCCUGCGGGGCUGGGCCAUGCCCCCGGCCCGCCCCCGGCCCCGGGCGGGGCUGCCCCGUGCCCGGCCCCGGCCGUCCCGCCGCGGUCUCGCCUCCGCCCGGCUCUGGCUCUACUGGCGGUGGCGCUGCUGGGCGGGCAUCAGUGCUUGGGGCGGGGGCGGCAUCGCCGCCCUUCGGCUCCGCCUGGCCCGAGCCCGGCUCCGGACCCGACGCAGGGUCCAGUCCCGACCGCGGCCCCGGCCCCAGCCCCAGCCCCGGCUCCGGCAUUGGCCCUGGCCCCGGCGCCUCCCGGACCCCGCGGAGGACACACGCGGCGUGGCCGCCGCUGCCGCCUCCGCUGCGGCUUCCCCGGCCCGAGCUCCGCCGCUCGGCAGCGCGGCCGCCGGCCCCGAGCCUCCCGUGCCGCGUUCCCGGGAGCGAACGCCUGGGCAUGGCCGGCCCGGGGCGGGUGAGGGGCGCUCGGGGGCCCUGGCUUGCCCCGGGCCGAGCGCUGACAGCCGCGUCCCGCCCGCAGGGACGGCGCAGGAGGCCCUGCAGGAGCGGUACCGGCUGGGAUCGCUGCUGGGGCGCGGCGGCUUCGGCAGAGUCUUCUCGGCCACGAGGAUCUCGGACGGCGCCCCGGUGGCCAUCAAAAGGGUGCCACGGAACCGCGUCCGGCACUGGGGCGAGCUGCCCGACGGCACCAGCACACCCCUGGAGGUCGUGCUGCUGGCCAAGGUGUCCACUGGCUUCCCCGGUGUGGUCCAGCUGCUGGAGUGGCUCGAGCUCCCCAGCUGCAUCGUGAUGGUGCUGGAGCGGCCAGAGCAGUGUCAGGACCUGCAGCGUUUCAUUCGGGCACGGCGGUUCCUGCCCGAGGAGGAGGCGCGGGAGCUGUUCCGCCAGGUGCUGGAGGCCGUGCGGCACUGCACCAGCUGCGGGGUCCUGCACCGGGACAUCAAGCCAGAGAACAUCCUGGUUGACCUGGACACCGGGCAGGCCAAACUGAUUGACUUUGGGUGUGGCACCUACCUGCAGGACACAGUCUACACUCACUUUGCAGGAACACUGUCGUACAGCCCCCCAGAAUGGAACGACUUUGGCUGGUACCAUGGCGAGCCAGCUACCAUCUGGUCCCUGGGCAUCCUGCUGCACCAGAUGGUCUGCGGGGAGCACCCUUUCAGGAGGGGCCAGAACCUCAGCUGGGGCCAGCUCCCGCUGCCACAACGGCUCUCUCAAGAGUGCAAAAACCUGAUCAGGUGGUGUUUAUCCGUGAACUCCUUGGAAAGACCCACACUGGAAGACCUGUUCUGUGAUCCUUGGAUAUGGGAUAUUCCUCUGCCAUAG
Melospiza georgiana is the source of this 1584-nucleotide messenger RNA. RefSeq names its product serine/threonine-protein kinase pim-1-like. Gene Ontology annotation, molecular function: protein serine/threonine kinase activity; ATP binding. The record is from RefSeq and is a predicted model, not a curated record. The transcript is spliced from 6 exons. Gene Ontology annotation, biological process: protein autophosphorylation. The coding region runs from base 1 to 1584 and encodes 527 amino acids. Lineage: Eukaryota; Metazoa; Chordata; Aves; Passeriformes; Passerellidae. Gene Ontology annotation, cellular component: cytoplasm.